AUGCCAGAACCAACGCGACUGCUGGAUCUUCCAGUAGAUAUUCUGUAUCUGAUAUUUCCCUACCUCGAUGUCCCCAGCUUCGUGGCCUUGACAUCCACUUGCACAGCAUUGCAUCAACCUGACAUCGCACAAUAUGCUCCCUACUGGAGCUCAGCCGCGCGCCACACCUUCCGUGUGCCAAAUCAACCAGUUGUCGAGAAUGAUGGUCGGAGAUGGCAAAGAAUGUAUCGUCGACUCUUGACUGAGUCUCGCUGCUUUACCUGGGGCAACAACGAUAGAACUUGUCUCGGUCAUAGUCAGCAGCAGCAUAUGGGAGCUCCUUUCGGUCGUGGUGGUAUCGGACCAGCUGGACGCCGUAGACCUAUGGUGCGGACCCGUCAACACGUAUCAUGGCCUACCGAGAUGGAUAGCGUGGAGCAUUUGGGCAUCAUUGCCGACAUGCAAUGCGGCGGCUGGUCUACAAAUCUUUUGACGUCGAAGGGUGGCUUGUACAGUGUCGGUGUCAUGGACGGUAUAUUCGUGGGCCAACCUGCCAAACCGCACCCUGAAAAGCUUCGCUAUCCUGCAGGACUCCCUCACCCGAACGAACGGUAUGAACCAGCAACCGCUAUCAAGCAGUUCUCCGCCGGACGCCGACAUGUCCUCGCCCUAUCGGAUGCUGGAUAUAUAUGGUCCUGGAGUCAUAUCAAUAUGCCUGCACUGCAAGUCAAAUUUCUGAACGUUGACACCGUAAUCAGAGAGAACGCUGGUUCUUCAACUCGUGGAUAUGUCAAAAAAGUCGUUGCGGGCUGGGCAAAAAGCGCUGCUUUGGUAGUGGGUACCGGUAUCGUUAUGUGGGAACCCUUGACUCGUGGCCCGAGACAGCCAGACUGUGAUGAAAAUGAUACUGUAUUGGUAUUGGAAACCGCAGUCUGCCCUGGUACCGAUUUUCAGAUGCAUGCCAAAUCGUUCGAGCCUUCGUCUGCAAGCUUGACCAUUGGAGAGGUACACAACUUCAUCUGUCUCGAGGAUUACAUCGUGUUCAACACCCAUCUUGGUAAAGUUUAUGCGGCCAAAAUUGUUUGGAACGCACAGAGUAAGGCAUUAGACGAUGUCAGAGAGCUGCCGCUCGGAGCGGAAGGGGAGACAAAAUUCGCUACGGACGUUCAAGGAUCGUUCCGAUCGUUCGCAAUUUUCACCGAUGAUGGCACUGUGUAUACAGGCAACCAGGAUGAUCAUUUGCAUCGUCUGUUCCGUCCCCUUCCUACAGACACAAGAUUAUCCCUUAAUCGUAUUCCGGCUCUCCAACACUCUCAGGUCAUCUCAAUAGCUUUCGGCGAUUACCACUUCCAUGCUCUGCACGCGCCUGGCUACAUCACAUCGUACGGCACAGAGCCUCAGAGCUGUGGCUGCCUUGGUCUCGGUGGGCAUGGAGACCCUGAAGGUCGAAUCCGUGGACUUCGUUACCAGGGCAUAGGUGGAGAUGGUCGUCUCGUACCUCAUGCCAACCUGCAUGGCCGCAGGAUCUGGUUUGAGAAGGAGAAACAAAAAUGGAUCACUUUCCUGACAAGCGGCGGUAGAGAUCCCGAAGAGGCCAGAGAGCGCAUGCGCAUGCUCUCGGAGCUCAAUGUUCAGGGAGAGGUUAGCGAAUGGAUCGAGCAAGAAGGCAAUGCUUGGGAGCAGAAGUAUGGAGGACCAGACAACACACAAAGCGAUGAUGAUCUCCGGAACUACUUCGCACUCAGUGUCACAGCAGCUGGUUGGCACUCUGGUGCCCUGGUCCUCGUUAACGAGGAGAAGGCGAAGAGAAUCAGCGAAGCCUGUCUCGAAGCCACGGAAGAUGAACCCAAGCACGAUGCUGUGGCUAGAGAAGAGAAUAGUACGCAGGAAGAUCAAACUGACAAUCGUGGGUUACUCAAUCGCGCUCUCGGCUACGCAGGCGACCUUGUACGGUGGCUCAAUGGCUCACCUCGUACAGAUACCACAGGACCCGACUUCCGUGACCCCAACGAUCCCGACGCCUUUGUCAAUCCGCAGAACCAUGGUGCCGUUGCUGAGGAUGGCCGUGCCUAUGUCUGGGCAAAAGACUCUUUCCCACGUCUGAGACUCGCGAACGGAGAAGAGAUGCCAGGUGAGGUUGAGUUCUCUGAAUGGAGAUCAGGAAGACCAGAGUGGGAGGGUAAGAUUGAGGGUUAUUAG
This is a messenger RNA of Aureobasidium melanogenum CBS 110374, 2178 nucleotides long. RefSeq lists its product as uncharacterized. Gene Ontology annotation, cellular component: cytoplasm. Gene Ontology annotation, molecular function: guanyl-nucleotide exchange factor activity; protein binding. The record is from RefSeq and is a predicted model, not a curated record. NCBI's taxonomy places the organism in Eukaryota, Fungi, Ascomycota, Dothideomycetes, Dothideales, Saccotheciaceae. The transcript has a single exon. Bases 1 to 2178 code for a protein of 725 amino acids.